AUGGCUGCCUCUGGCGAGACGACUCCAGCACCGUUGAAUCGAGUCACCGUCAUGGCGGAGACGAUGACAGAGGGCGUGAUCGUUCCCUUUCAUCGGAUGAUCAUCCUCAUACCGAGAAUCAUCGCGGCCGAGACGACACCAUCUCAUCGGAUGACCGCCCCCAUACCGAGAGCCACCACGGUCUAG
This is a messenger RNA of Pleurotus ostreatus (oyster mushroom), 186 nucleotides long. RefSeq lists its product as uncharacterized. The transcript has 2 exons. The coding region runs from base 1 to 186 and encodes 61 amino acids. Lineage: Eukaryota; Fungi; Basidiomycota; Agaricomycetes; Agaricales; Pleurotaceae. The record is from RefSeq and is a predicted model, not a curated record.